AUGUCAAGGAAGAACUACUCAGCGGUGACCGAGUUUAUUCUGCUGGGACUGACGGACAGAGCGGAGCUCCAGUCUGUCCUUUUCGUGGUGUUCCUGGUCAUCUACCUGAUCACGGUGACCGGCAACGUGAGCAUGAUCUUGUUGAUCAGGAGCUACUCAAAGCUUCACACCCCGAUGUAUUUCUUCCUCAGCCACCUCUCCUUCGUAGAUCUCUGCUAUGCCACCAACGUCACUCCUCAGAUGCUGGUUAAUUUCUUAUCCAAGAGAAAAACCAUUUCGGUCAUUGGUUGCUUCCUACAGUUCCACUUUUUCAUUGCCUUGGUGAUCACAGAUUAUUAUUUGCUCACAGUGAUGGCUUACGACCGCUACAUGGCCAUCUGCAAACCCCUGCUCUAUGCUAGCAAGAUGUCCAGACGUGUCUGCAUCUCGCUCGUUGUGAUUCCUUACACGUACGGCUUUGCAAAUGGCCUGGGGCAGACCAUCCUGAUGCUUCGGCUCUCCUUCUGCGGCCCCAAUGAAAUCAACCACUUCUACUGCGCAGACCCUCCCCUCUUGGUCCUGGCCUGCUCGGACACUCAUGUAAAAGAAACUGCCAUGUUCGUGGUGGCCGGGUCCAACCUCACCUGCUCCCUCGCCAUGAUUUUCGUCUCCUACGUGUUCAUCUUCACAGCCAUUCUGCGCAUCCGCUCCGCUGAGGGGAGGCGCAAGGCCUUCUCCACCUGCGGGGCCCAUCUGACAGCUGUCACUGUCUUCUACGGGACGCUGUUUUGCAUGUAUCUGAGGCCCCCUUCGGAGGCGUCUGUAGAGCAGGGGAAAGUGGUAGCUGUGUUCUAUAUCUUCAUGAGUCCUAUGUUAAAUCCUUUGAUCUACAGUCUGAGGAACAAAGAUGUGAAAGAAGCAAUCAGGAAAGUUACCCGAAAGAAACUGUUUGCUAAAUAA
Molecule: messenger RNA, 939 nt
Organism: Miniopterus natalensis
Lineage: Eukaryota; Metazoa; Chordata; Mammalia; Chiroptera; Miniopteridae
Product: olfactory receptor 5M5-like
Biological process (GO): G protein-coupled receptor signaling pathway
Cellular component (GO): membrane
Molecular function (GO): G protein-coupled receptor activity; olfactory receptor activity
Source: RefSeq, a predicted model, not a curated record